AUGCAGGCGCACUUUUGGAUCGCUGCCUAUCAACUCCCCGGUGGAGCGAGGGCGGUGGAGGAGAGAGAGGGACGGAGAGUCUGGUUAAACGCGAUAUUGGGAAAUAUGAAGGCUCCCAACGAGGCUAAAGCCGAAGGAUCUACGAGGGUGAAACGCAAUAAUAGCGGUAUUCAACGGAGAGACGAGGUCGAUGCUAGGUGGAAAACGGAUCAACUGGAAAUCUAACGGGCAAAGGGCAAUCAAUAGAAGGGAUCGAGGGUGGCUAUGGCAGCCGGUGUUAAGAGGAGAAAGAUGCGGUGGGGAAUGCAGAAGUUGAGGAAUAGUGACCGCAGAUAGAGUCAGAGAGAGUCAGAGUUAGAGAACCACAGUCGGAGAGACGGAUAGAGAGAGGGAAACAGGAGCAGAGAGAACGUGAUGAUUGACAACGUGGUGGAGAGGAUCUUUUGCUGGAUGUUGUUGCAUGUCUUGGGUGGGUGUGUAGUGGAUGUUGCGCUGGAGUGGAUUGCGGUGGGUUGGGAUCCACCGGGGUUUGACAAGAGGCUUGCUUAGCCUGGGUUAGCUCGCGCCUGAACUUUGAAACCAAGCCCCGUCCGACCACCCAUAUGAUUGUCCAACCCACCCAGUGGGCCAGUGGCAACACACCCACAACGCCGCUGGCUAUAAGGCCUUGGUCAUCUGGAGCCGCCAACAGCCAACUGAAGACCCC
Messenger RNA from Blastomyces dermatitidis ER-3, 706 nucleotides. RefSeq lists its product as uncharacterized. The record is from RefSeq and is a predicted model, not a curated record. NCBI's taxonomy places the organism in Eukaryota, Fungi, Ascomycota, Eurotiomycetes, Onygenales, Ajellomycetaceae. The coding region runs from base 1 to 225 and encodes 74 amino acids. The transcript is spliced from 2 exons.